This is a messenger RNA of Lottia gigantea (owl limpet), 714 nucleotides long. RefSeq lists its product as hypothetical. The record is from RefSeq and is a predicted model, not a curated record. The transcript is spliced from 6 exons. The annotation marks the transcript as partial. Lineage: Eukaryota; Metazoa; Mollusca; Gastropoda; Lottiidae.
AGGUUGAAAGAGAAAAAACAGAAAUUAUUUGUGGAGAGACAAGAAGCCAUAGUACAGAGAGAUAUUAAAGAAUCUAAGAUUGAUAAAUGGAGAGAGACAGUGACACAAGAAAUGUUUGACAUUAAGCAGAAAGCUGAAAUGAAAAAGAUGGCUGACAAGACACUGAAUUCUGUUAGAAGUAAAAUAAGUGAAACCAGUAGAAAGUUAGAUUUAUUAAAAGGUUUACAGAGAUUGAGAAAAAUUCGAAUGGAGGCUGCUAUUAGAAUAGGUCGGUAUACUCCAGAUGAAAGUGAAGAAAGUUUUGAAAAUCAAAUAUCCAAGGCUUACAGUAUUUUGACCAAUCAAAGAGAAGUAUAUGAAGGAGAGGAAAAAACAUUGAAGGUAUUACUUGAGGCAGAACAAGAAGAAAAUAAGGAUUUAGCUAAGCAGAAAAAACAGCAAAUAGAAGAACAUAGGGAAAGACUACAAUUGAAAAAGAGAAAUGAAAUGUUAUUUGGAAAAAAAGUGAGUUUUGAUGCAUCUGAACCUCAACAUACAUUUUACCAAUAUUAUAAUCAAGCCAAUGAAAAUUUUACAUCUUUUCUUCAAAUUAGGCAAAGUUGGGAUUGCUACAUUGUGGAGAAUUAUGUGUCAGGGAGCAGUAGAAUACCAGAUGGAUGGGUGUUACCACCACUACCAUCAAAUGAUACAUGGGCUAAAUAUCUUCAAACAUAA